UUUCUGUUCUCUCCUGCAGCUCCUGUACCCACACCACAAACCCAUACACUGAUCUACACCAUCAUAAAACCAACGGCACUUUUAAGAGCCAAACUCUCCCUAUCUCCCUAUCUAGCUCUCUUAUAUCUAUCAUCUAUUUCUUUAUUCACCCUUCUAUCUAUUCUGUGUACUUCUCUACUUUCCUGUGUUUGUCAGUCUGUCUGUUUGUAAUCCUGUGUUAAUCAUGCCAGGUGGGUCUACAAAAAAGACAUGUCCCUUCUGUCAGAACAUUUUAUUUUGUGCACAGAAGAUCUGUGCACAUUGCCUUAAGGAGCAGCCAAAAAAGCUGCGCCUUGAGAAGAAGCUCAAGCGGUUUGAUGAGAAGCGAGAGGAUUGGGUGUCUGGGCGGAAGAAGAACCACAACAUUGCUUCCAUCAAGGAUGAAGCCAUUGUCUUGCUUGAGAAACUCCAUGCCAUUGGCUUUAAACCAGUGCUGCUUCUUGGCAAGGAGACCAGGAAGAAGGAGGUCAAAUGUGAAAUCCUAACCCCUCGCUGCACACUGACCGCCUAUGCCCAGGAUUACCUUGACAAGAUAGGCACUUUUUAUGAGUUCCUUUGUGAAGGUUGGACACAGGACUCCACUGGCCAGGGGGUUGUGGAAGAUCCUGAGGAAGAGACAGUCACGCUGAACCUCACACCCUGUGACCCAUCUGAACCAGAAAACAACUGGCAGGAGGCAGGGACGUCAGAGACAAGCACUGUGCAGGUGGAGGUGCUGAAGACCCCCCCCGUGAAGCAGUGUACCACCAAAGAGGUAGGGCAGGAGGAGCAGCCCCAGCGGGAUGAUCUGAGACAGGCUACCACCACGGAGGGGCCAGCUGUCAGGACAGGGUCCGUGAGGGACACAGUACUUGGUCCUAGACGCAAAAAGAAAAAGUCAGAUUGCUCCUACCACACUCGCCUAGAAACUUUCCCCAUCAGGAGUGUAAUAAGAGAAAGAAUGAGAAAGGGAAAAGCAGAAAUGUUGGUGGAGUGGGAGCCCUGUCCAGUAUGUGGCAAGGAGUGGGCUCAUUCCUGGCAGCCGAAGAAUUCUCCGGGAUAAUGCAUAAAAAUAAAAACUGUUAUUUGAACUCCAG
This is a messenger RNA of Trematomus bernacchii (emerald rockcod), 1115 nucleotides long. RefSeq lists its product as uncharacterized. The transcript is spliced from 7 exons. Lineage: Eukaryota; Metazoa; Chordata; Actinopteri; Perciformes; Nototheniidae. The record is from RefSeq and is a predicted model, not a curated record. The coding region runs from base 224 to 1081 and encodes 285 amino acids.